Helicoverpa armigera (cotton bollworm) is the source of this 3364-nucleotide messenger RNA. RefSeq lists its product as uncharacterized. The transcript is spliced from 2 exons. The record is from RefSeq and is a predicted model, not a curated record. NCBI's taxonomy places the organism in Eukaryota, Metazoa, Arthropoda, Insecta, Lepidoptera, Noctuidae. The coding region runs from base 757 to 2709 and encodes 650 amino acids.
UCGAAAUAACCCCUAUUACCAAUAUAAAAUUAAAUUGCUGAGUUUCCAAUUGCAUUGACGUCAAUGCAAUAGGAAACCGAUGUUAUUUUAAUUAGCGAUAAUAAUAUUUCUUCAGUUUUGGAUUGGACUUCCGUCGGGCAACUUUCUUUCUAUUUUCUUGUGAUUCUAAUUAUUUUUCAAUACAUUUUUAUUUUAGCCAAUUAAAUAGUUUUUUUUUAAAAACCAUUUUCCGACCCACUCCGUAACAGUGGUGUCAGAAGUGGGAUACCAGUGUUGAUAUCGCCGUAAUCGUUCCACUGGUAUUCCAUAACGGGUCGUGUGUGUCCUGAAAACUGAAAAAGUUAUCGUGUGUGAACUUCACGUUGCCGACGAGAUAAUCCAGCUCCGGGGUGUCUAUAUUUUCUAAGUGAAAUCACACCUCGACAAACUCAGUGUCAUCUCCAAAGACGAGUCGCGACAGUAAGCCUUACGAGUGUCCUGCGUAAGCCUGCCGAUCGUCCCGAAUUUCCAAAUUCCAUCUCCCAGAGCUCAAUAUACGCGAGCUCUGUCACCUUGAUAUCGCCGCAAGGAGCCGGUGAUCGCCCUUGCCGCCCUGCCACGCGGAGCUGCCGCGUGGUGCUGCCACGUACGCGUUGUGCACGCGCGUGUGCCGUACACCGCCACCCCGCUGUUCCUGACGUUCCUGCUGCUGCUGGCCGCGAGUUAUCGCGCCGCAGUCCUCCUGUUCCAGUAAUCGUGCUAAUUCAGUGCCAGAAAAUGCGUAUCGAAUUCUUCGUGUUCCUGUGUCUAUCGACGCUGUCAUCGCCGAUCACAUGCGAAUACGUUUCUUCUAUCGUCAGCAGUCCUGGCGUCUACUUUGAUAAGCUUCUAGACAUUAAGUUUACUAAUAGUGAUUGGAAUGUUAUAGCAUAUGUUGAUAUAGGUCAUGUACAACCUAAUUUAGAUAAGGUCGAAUUUUUAUUUGAAAAGCUCAAUGUAUUCUGCAACUCGUUAGCUUCUUCUAAGAUACAGUCCGACUGUAUCAAUUCGUUAUCCGCUCUAAAAAAUCGUCAUAUUCUUAACGUUAGUAAGUUUUCUUCCGUAUCUUAUUUAUUGGUCGACGAAAAACCUCAUAUGCGUUUUAAAAGAGGUCUCAUGGACUUCGGUGGCUCUCUCCUUAAAACUAUUUUUGGCACUUUGGAUUCUGAAGACGCGGUGAGAUUUUCGAAAGCCAUAGACGAAGUACAAACUGAUGAGAAACGUCUCGCUCAUCUCAUGAAAGAUAACAUUCAUGUUAUUAAGUCGACCAUAUCAUAUUUCAACAACACGAUAUCUAAGGUCAACGAAAACGAAAACCACAUUUUAAGGAACAUGGAAACAAUCCAUAAAAUAUUAGAAACAGUUGUGAAUAGUAACAACAAACUAGAAAUCAAAUCUGAAUUAAGUUCCUUAUUAAAUUCAUUAGAGUCUAUUAUAAUGACUUUGUCUUUUGAUAUCGAAGAUAUUAACAACGCUAUUCUAUUCGCAAAACUCAACGUGUUGCAUCCCACUGUACUCAGUCCACACCAACUGUACAGUGAGUUGGAUAAGCAUAGGAAUAAUCUUCCUAGCCAUUAUGAACUUCCCGUUCCUUUAACGCUACAAAAUAUACAUAAUCUAAUUGACAUUUCACAACUUGUGUGCUUUUUCCAUUUAAAUAAAGUAAUUAUUGUUGUCAAGAUCCCUCUCGUAUUACCACAGGUGUAUGACCUGUAUAGGAUCAUUCCCCUACCUGUUCCUUACGAUAUGUUGAAACCAGAUACCUACGUUCUUAUCGAGCCAACUAGCUCAUAUGUAGCAAUCACAGCUGAUCGCAUGUUUUAUUCACUUAUCGCAGACAUAGACAAGUGCAAGUUAAUAAGUGAUAAGUGUUACGUGUGUGUGUUAACUAAUGUGUUUUCAGCAAUCGCUAACCCUACGUGUGAAACGAUUCUCUUAAGUGAUGUGAUUAGCAAACUUCCUGACAUUUGUGUUACAAAACUUAUUCACGGUUCAAUUGAUCUAUUUCAUAAGUUAACUAUAAAUCGUUGGAUUUUUGUACAAUCCGAACCUGGCAAGUGUCAUAUAACUUGUAAUGAUAAAGACAUAAGUUCUGACGUUAUUUUGUUUGGCACUGGUAUCUUGACCUUGCCUAGGAACUGUAAGGCUUUUUACAAGACGUUGCAAUUCGCCGCUGUUGGCGAAACAGUUAUUGGAAAUGUAACUAAUAAAAUAUCAAAUUUCAACAUCUUACAAGAUGAUUGUUGUGAGCGAUCUAAGUUAAAUAAAACUCUAGAACGAUUACCUUACUCAAAGUUAAAUAACUUAGAUAAUCUUGAUUCUCUGCUGCAAGCCAGUAUUCACUUGAACUCCUUUGAAGAAGAGAUCAAUAAGAUAGAAAAUCCAUCUCAUUUUCAAAUGUAUAGCACUCACUAUUUGUCUUUUAGUUUAUGCAUCUCGAUGUUAACCUUGUUUUACAUUUUAUAUAAGAGUCGUAAGUUACUUUGUCGUACUAAUGCCCCAUGUUGCAUUCAAAUAUUUAACCAAUGUCAUAACACAAAAAAUAACUCGGUGCCGACCUCUCAAACUGUAUUUCAUGGUGAUACAAUAGCACCCGUCACUAAGGACGAGUCAGAGUCUAUAGAAGACUUACGAGUGACGCCAACCCCUAUUAAAAGGAAUAUUCUGUUUGGCAAGACUCAUGAUAAUUAAUUUGUAAUGAAUGCACAUGGUUUGUAAUUAAGUUAUAAUUUUCUUUCUUUUCAUAUUGUCAUCUUGAUUUAUCUAGAUUUUAAUAAUUGCUCUUAUUAAUCAAUAAUGUUUAAUUGUUUAAAUACUUUUAUUGUUAACUCUAAUCUCGAUUUCCUUGCAUCCUAAAUAAUGAUAAAUGUAGUUAAUAAUUAUUAUUUUAGAGUAACUUUUCUAUCCUUAACAGUUGUAUUCAUGUCUUUUGAAAUUAGUUGUUAUUUUGGUGUUUUAAAUAUGUUUCUUUUGUUUAUUGUAAUGUCCGACGUAAAUCCACUUAAGCAUACGCGAUUUAGCAUACAUGAUUUAGCAUACAUCAAUCCUGACAUCUCUCAUCACUUUGAGAUGUGAUGAUCGAUCUUAACGGGGGGGUUGUUAUAUCGAAAUAACCCCUAUUACCAAUAUAAAAUUAAAUUGCUGAGUUUCCAAUUGCAUUGACGUCAAUGCAAUAGGAAACCGAUGUUAUUUUAAUUAGCGAUAAUAAUAUUUCUUCAGUUUUGGAUUGGACUUCCGUCGGGCAACUUUCUUUCUAUUUUCUUGUGAUUCUAAUUAUUUUUCAAUACAUUUUUAUUUUAGCCAAUUAAAUAGUUUUUUUUUAAAAACCAUUUUCCGACCCACUCCG